CUACGUCGACACUAAGUGUUCGCUUUUUGCAUAACUUCCAGCUAGCCGCCAGCUAGCUAAUGCAAAGAGAGAUCUCCUAACGCUACUUAAACUGACGCUACCUUCACACACUCGAUGUGGAGGUACCAGUGCAUGUUCUGCUGUACAGUCCUCGCAGGGUCAAAAUGUCCUUCAGAGACCUAAGAAAUUUCACUGAAAUGAUGAGGGCCUUGGGCUAUCCCCGGUUGAUAUCUAUGGAGAACUUUAGAAUACCGAACUUCACGCUAGUGGCAGAAAUCUUAAUAUGGCUUGUAAAGAGAUAUGAGCCUCAUAUGGAUAUCCCCACUGAUGUGGAUACAGAGUCAGACAGAAUAUUCUUCAUCAAGGCUGUGGCCCAGUUCAUGGCAACGAAGGCUCACAUCAAGUUGAACACUAAGCGUCUCUACCAGGCCGAUGGCUACGCAGUGAAAGAGAUGCUCAAGAUCACCUCGGUGCUGUACAGCGCUAUGAAGACCAAGCAGAUGGCCCUGGAAGACCGAGUUGAGGAGGAUAACAGCAAGUUCAAGUUUGACCUCGGCUCACGCAUUUCCGAUCUUAAAGCAGCUCGACAGCUGGCAUCCGAGGUCACAUCUAAAGGAGCGUCUCUAUAUGAUUUACUGGGAAAAGAGGUGGACCUAAGGGAAAUGAGAGCUGCGGCCAUUGCCAGACCUCUGGAGAUCAAUGAGACUGAAAAGGCCCUAAGAGCUGCCAUCAAGGAAGUUUUAGAAAGUGUGGAGAAGACCAAAGACAUGCUGAAUAAUGUUGUCUCUGAUGAGACCAGUCUGGACGCCAAGAUAGAAAAGAAGAAGCAGGAGCUAGAGAGGAAUCGGAAGAGGCUCCAGACACUGCAGAGUGUCAGGCCGGCCUUCAUGGAUGAAUAUGAGAAGAUCGAGGAAGAUCUGCAAAAGCAGUAUGACACCUAUGUGGAGAAGUUCAGGAACCUCUGCUUCUUGGAGUCUCAGCUGGAUGAAUACCACAGACUUGAGCAGGAGAGGUUUGAGGAGGCUGAAAACACUCUGAGGAUGAUGCAGCACAAACUGAGGGAGGAGGAGAGAGAUUUAAUGAAAAGCUCCUUGAAAGAUGAGGAUUCUGACAUGGACGUUCCAGAGGACGAAGGCUCAGACAGCGACAUGGAAGAGUGUCGACCCUCUAAGCCCUGGCCCACACGAAACGGCAUCACAGCAGGAAGAGGAGCUCGAUUCAUUGGGAACAUGCAGGGUGGUGACAGUGACGAGACUGAAGACAGCGAGAUUGAUGUGGAUGAGGAUGAUGAAGAAGAUGAGGAAGGUGAGGAGGAGGAGAGCAAGGAUUUGGAGGAUGACAGUUUGGAGGGCCUGGUGUCCAGAGGUGCUCGCCCCUCCAGGGGGGGCAUGAGAUCUCCUCUAUUGGAGGAGAGCGACAACGACUUCUGAAUGAAGAACGUGCACACGCACACACACACACACAUACGCCUAUAUGUGCUCCACCUGCUUCUGUAUUCAAAGUCAAAUCAAAACAUCUCAUUACUUCUCAGAAAUAUCCAUUAAAUAUUAUGUUCCAUCGUAUUGCAACAUUUAGCGUUAAUAUAGUUCCUAUUUCUGAAUAUUUAUGUAAACCGGUUUUUCUUAAUAAAAUA
Molecule: messenger RNA, 1633 nt
Organism: Xiphias gladius (swordfish)
Lineage: Eukaryota; Metazoa; Chordata; Actinopteri; Istiophoriformes; Xiphiidae
Gene: ift38
Product: clusterin associated protein 1
Exons: 13
Coding region: 165-1430 (421 amino acids)
Biological process (GO): cilium assembly
Cellular component (GO): cilium; intraciliary transport particle B; centrosome
Source: RefSeq, a predicted model, not a curated record